UGCGGCUCUGACCCUCUGGUUGCCACGUUAGAACAAACAGCAGCAGCUCCAUCAGACCUGAACCCAGCCGAAACCACCAGAACCACUAGAACCACCAGAACCAGGACCACCAGGACCACCAGCCCUCCUGUCCCUGUUCACCUGUCGUACCUGUGGAGCUCCACACCUGAACCCGCACCAUGCUGCAGCUCCUGCUCGUCCUGUCCGUGUGUGCAGCCUGUAGCCGGGCUGCUGGUCUCCCUGAGGAGGAGGACGUCCUGGUGCUGAAGAAGUCCAACUUCGACGAGGCUCUGAAGGCUCACCCCAACAUCCUGGUGGAGUUCUACGCCCCGUGGUGCGGCCACUGCAAGGCUCUGGCUCCGGAGUACGCCAAGGCGGCCGGCCUGCUGAAGGCGGAGGGCUCGGCGGUGCGUCUGGGGAAGGUGGACGCCACCGAGGAGACGGAGCUCGCUCAGGAGUUCGGCGUCCGCGGAUAUCCAACCAUCAAGUUCUUCAAGGGAGGAGAGAAGGAGUCCCCCAAGGAGUACUCUGCGGGCAGACAGGCUGAUGACAUCGUGGCCUGGCUGAAGAAGAGAACCGGGCCGGCGGUCGCCACGCUGACCGGAGUCACCGAGGCCGAGUCUCUGAUCGCUGACAGCGAAGUCGCCGUCAUCGGAUUCUUCAAGGAUGCUGAGUCAGCGGGAGCUAAAGCCUACGAGAAGGCAGCUGAAGCUACAGACGACAUUCCCUUCGCCGUCACCGCCGACGACUCCAUCUUCACCAAGUUUGAGGUUACCAAGGACAGCGUGGUCCUCUUCAAGAAGUUUGAUGAAGGACGCAAUACCUUCGACGGAGAGCUGAGCAAAGAGAACCUGCUGGCCUUCAUCAAGGCCAACCAGCUGCCUCUGGUCAUCGAGUUCACAGAGCAGACUGCCCCUAAAAUCUUCGGGGGAGAAAUCAAGUCCCACAUCCUCAUGUUUUUGCCCAAAACCGCUAAAGACUUCCAGGACAAAAUGGACCAGUUCAAGAAAGCUGCAGAGGGAUUCAAGGGUCAGAUCCUGUUCAUCUUCAUCGACAGCGACGUGGACGACAACCAGCGUAUCCUGGAGUUCUUCGGCCUGAAGAAGGAGGAGUGUCCCGCCAUCCGCCUCAUCACGCUGGAGGACGAGAUGACCAAGUACAAGCCGGAGAGCGACGCCAUCACCGCCGACAGCAUCACGGCCUUCUGCAAGCUCUUCAUCGAGGGAAAACUCAGGCCUCACCUCAUGAGUCAGGACAUCCCUGAUAACUGGGAGGAAACGCCCGUCAAGGUUCUGGUCGGCAAGAACUUCGAGGAUGUCGCCUUCAAUCCCUCUAAGAACGUCUUCGUCGAGUUCUAUGCACCGUGGUGUGGACACUGCAAACAACUGACUCCCAUCUGGGAGAAACUGGGAGAGAAGUACAAGGACAGCGCUGACAUCAUCGUGGCCAAGAUGGACUCCACAGCCAAUGAGAUCGAAGCAGUCAAAGUCCACAGUUUCCCCACUCUCAAGUUCUUCCCUGCAGGAGACGAGCGCAAGGUGAUCGAUUAUAACGGGGAGAGAACAUUGGAAGGCUUCACCAAGUUCCUGGAGAGCGGCGGGAAGGAGGGAGGAGCGCCGGCAGGAGACGACGACGACCUGGACGCUGAGGAUCUAGAGGAUGUGGAGGACGGACAGGACAUGGACUCUGACGGCGAGGACGAUGACGGACACGACGAGUUGUAAGAGCUGGAGGAGGAGAGAGGAGACGAGUCCCGCCCCCAAGACCUCCACCCAGUCACCCCCUGUCCUGUGAACAUUAAUCCCCCUUUAACUGCCUCUCACUCACUCACUCACCUCCUCACUCAGUCACGGUGGCUCUCUCUACGGCCUCCUCCUGACUGGACGGCCCCCCCCCCCCCGGCCGGCUGGGGGCCUCUGUGGAGCAGCUCCACCUCUAUGGGACCCUCGAUGCCUUCUCUACAAGCUCCAUCAGCUGUCUGCCUUGUAUAUUAUUAUAAACCAAAUGUAAAAACGGCAUUGAGAUCCACUUUUCAAAAUGUUUGUUUGGUCUCUCCUCUUAUAGAGAAGCUGGAUGUGUGUGUGGGGGAGGGGGGGCUGCCCAUGUUCUCGUCCCUCUGAUGGAACCAGAGAAGAAGAAGUCUGGAGGUCUAGAUCUCUCAGGGGACACGGGGGGCCACAUCUAUACAUCUAUACAUCUAUACAUGUCUUUAUGUUGCCAGUCUGACACUGCAAACAGCUGUUUAACACCAGAUAAAACAGUAAAUCUGAGGGAGAUGAUCUAAUAAUAAUUUACCUUGUUUACCAUUUAUUAAAUUAAGAUUAUUAAAUCUAGAAAUAAGCAUGUUGAACACUUAAAAUAAGAAAUUAACUCUUAAAACCAGAUAAAUGAUCUAAGACUUCUAAAUCUAAACGUUUUUUUUAUCUUGGUAAGAACCAAAUAAUCAUCAGGUCACUCUGCUCGGGCCAGUUCAUCACUGCUGGCAGCUUUACUUUAUCUGGUUUUAACAGUUCAUUUCUUAUUUUAAGUGUUCAACAUGCUUAUUUCUAGAUUUAAUAAUCUUAAUUUAAAUUAAGGUAAAUUAUCUGUCCAUGCAGCAAGAUCAUUUCCCUCAGAUUUACUGUUUGAUCUGGUUUUUAAACUCCUUUUUACAGUGAAUAAAGUAAAUAAAGCCCACAGAGCUUCUCCAGUGUAGCACCCCCCCCCCCCCCCCCCUUAUAUCUGUAGCUAAGACCAAUAAUAGUUUUUCUUUUUUCCGGCGGGGGGGUCGUCAACUCUUUCAUUCCCAAAUAAUUUUCCACUUGAGUCUCUUUCUCUUCUUCCGCGCGGCUACUGACUCUUUUCUAACAGGAACAAACGUUUAACUUUCGGGGGAAAAUCCUAUUUUUUAUUUAAUUGCUUUCACUAUGAGGUUUUGUUUUGUCUUUUUUUUAAUUUAGGACUUGUCAUUUUUUAAUGAUGUACCAUCGUGCCCAGCUGUUGGGGCAGAGUUGGCCCCUGGACUCACUCUCAGACCGGGUUUAGGGGGUUUUGGGGGGUUUAGAGGGUUUUUGGGUUAGUUUUGUGUUUUUGAGCC
This is a messenger RNA of Centropristis striata (black sea bass), 3076 nucleotides long. RefSeq names its product prolyl 4-hydroxylase, beta polypeptide (gene p4hb). Bases 180 to 1724 code for a protein of 514 amino acids. NCBI's taxonomy places the organism in Eukaryota, Metazoa, Chordata, Actinopteri, Perciformes, Serranidae. Gene Ontology annotation, biological process: response to endoplasmic reticulum stress; protein folding. The record is from RefSeq and is a predicted model, not a curated record. Gene Ontology annotation, cellular component: endoplasmic reticulum. Gene Ontology annotation, molecular function: protein disulfide isomerase activity. The transcript is spliced from 11 exons.